Exophiala dermatitidis NIH/UT8656 is the source of this 1530-nucleotide messenger RNA. RefSeq names its product ornithine cyclodeaminase. Bases 1 to 1530 code for a protein of 509 amino acids. Lineage: Eukaryota; Fungi; Ascomycota; Eurotiomycetes; Chaetothyriales; Herpotrichiellaceae. The record is from RefSeq and is a predicted model, not a curated record. The transcript has a single exon. Gene Ontology annotation, cellular component: cytoplasm.
AUGCCGUUCACAGUUCUUACCGACGCCGAGGUGCGGAAGAUGCUCAUCUCGCUAAACAAAGAGGAUGCCGAGGCGUUACAGCAAAGCCUGGCCGAAGCACUGCACUCGUACUCCACAGGCGACACGAAUUCACCCUGUUCGUCGUCCUUCCAGCCGCAGCGGACGGUUAUCCGUAAGAAUGGAGUGACCACGCUGUUCAUGCCGGCCUCGACGGGCACCACAGUCGGGAUGAAGAUCGUGUCGAUGGAACAGGCGGAGGAUCCUGACCCUGAUCCCAGCGAUCCUCCUCUGUAUCACCACCAUACGGCCCCUUUUGGCUCGGCCUCGGCCCCUUCCCAACCAAAUAGUAAAAAGUCUUCAUUGUCAUCGACCACGCCCUCACACUCGCGAUCAAACAGCCACGCCAGAACUCCAUCAGGCAACUACAAUCACAACCACCACAACAGCAUCUCGCGAACCACGACUGGGUCAUCUAGCCGGGCCAAGUCACCGGGUGCCAGGCUGCCGGAUCUAGGCAGUUUGACACUGACAUCGACGCCAGCAUCCGCAUCGACUGUCUCUGUAAGUAGCACUGGCCGAGACUCAAUCGACGGAGCCACGUUUGAACCUCCGGCGUCGAUGUCCACCACUCACAGCACGACUCCGCGCGGUUCAGUAACCCUGCUGGACGCGACCGGUAUCCCAAUGGGGAUUGUAAACGCAGAAGAACUGACGGCGUUCCGGACCGCGUUGGCAGCGACAAUCAUGCUACGGCGACGGACGCACGUACACACGAUCACAGUGUUCGGAGCAGGCAAACAAGCGUACUGGCAUAUCCGACUGGCACUGCUUCUCAAGGGCGACGAGAUUCGACACGUCAACAUCAUCAACCGCACGUUUGACCGGUGCAUCAAGCUCAUGCAGGCGUUCCAGUUCUCCGAAACCGAGUCGCGGCCUGAAUGGCGGUCGACCAUCAAAUUCUCGGCCAUGAGUCCUGGCUUCAACGACUACGGCCGCCUGCUCAAGGAAGAGGUGCGCAAGGCCGAUGUCAUCUUCUGCUGCACCCCAUCAGUUGAUCCUUUGUUCCCCGCCGAAUUCUUGAUCUCUCCACAAGGCGAGCGCAAGGGCCGAUAUAUUUCGUGCAUCGGCUCGUACGCGCCGCACAUGUGCGAGAUCCACCCGGACGUCUUCCGCCGCGCCGUCGAGCCCCAUCGGCCUGGGCAUCGUCACCACCACAAACACGCCCAGCAAGGCGGCGUGAUCAUCGUCGACAGUCUAGAGUUCUGUCUUCAGGAGGCCGGUGAGAUCAUCCAGGCGAAACUGAAACCCGAACAUCUCGUCGAAAUCGGCGAGUUAAUGAUGAUCAAGAAGGCCGUCACCGCGGAGUCGGAGUCCGGCGGCUCCGGCGAACAGGGCCUCGCCGAUUGGCUGUCCCGCGGUAAUGUCAUCUACAAGAGUGUCGGCAUGGGGCUGAUGGAUUUGGUCGUCGCCGGCGACUUGAUUGCCAUGGCCAGGGAAAGAGAUAUGGGGACUACUGUUGAGGACUUUUGA